Molecule: messenger RNA, 1429 nt
Organism: Hibiscus syriacus
Lineage: Eukaryota; Viridiplantae; Streptophyta; Magnoliopsida; Malvales; Malvaceae
Product: E3 ubiquitin-protein ligase BOI-like
Exons: 5
Coding region: 255-1271 (338 amino acids)
Molecular function (GO): ubiquitin-protein transferase activity
Source: RefSeq, a predicted model, not a curated record
UUUUCUUCUGCCUUCUCUUGCCGUUCCUUUCUUUGCUUUGCAAUCUAUCUUUGAUGAGCCAAAUCCUUUCAGAUCCUAAAUGAUCGGUUCUUCUCUUUGACUUCUUCUCUCCAAGCGUUACAUUUUGAGGAUAUGGGUUGUUUCUGUUUUUUGGAAUUGAAUUCGGCAGUGCGUUCAUCUCCCCCAGGCAAAUUCUCAGUUUUGGGUGUUCCUCAGAGAGCUAAAUCACAGUGAUUUAGGUUUUAUAUAGGAAAAUGUUAGGAGGCAAUAACAGUAAUCCUGUGCUUCCUAUUUCCGUUGAUGAGAAUCACCUUCAAUAUCAGAAUCAGACUAAUGCAUCAAACCAACUGCAGUUAUUUGGAAACUUGCCAGUUGGGUGCCAAGUUGAUCCUGUCAACUAUUUUGGAAAUGAACAUCUCACUCCCAUGAUUCAACCCAAUAAAAGAGGCAGAGAAACUGAAGAUAUUCAAAGGCAGCAAAAGCUACAAAUUUCCUUGAAUUAUAAUGCUUGUAAAGAGGAAGCUGACUGUCCCGCUAGCGUUCCAAAUCCUAAUGCUGUGUCAACUGGCUUACGGCUAUCGUAUGAUGAUGAUGAGCGAAAUUCAACUGUGACUUCCGGUAGUGGAAGCAUGAUGCAAGGACCAUCGAUGAUCUUGUCGCUUGGUGACCAUGUUAGAAGAGAACUGGAUCGUCAGAAAGAGGAGUUUGAUCGGUACAUAAAAAUUCAGGAAGAGCACCUGACAAAGGGAAUAAGAGACAUGAAGCAGAAACACAUGGCUUCUUUUCUUGCUGCUAUCGAGAUAGGAAUCAGCAAGAAGCUUAGGGAGAAAGACAGAGAACUAGAGACUGUGAAUAACAAGAAUAGGGAACUGGUCGAGAGAAUAAAGCAGGUGACCGCAGAAGCCCAAAAUUGGCAUUACAGAGCAAAAUACAACGAGUCGGUUGUUAACGUGCUGAAGAACAACCUUCAGCAAGUAAUCUCGCCGGGGGCUCAACUCGGGAUGGAAGGUUUCGGAGACAGCGAAGUUGAUGAUGCUGCCUCGUAUAUCGAUCCGAACAACUUCCUCAACUCCCCCCUCGGUGCCGCAAAAGGUGUUUCCGGGGGCACAAAGGAACACGUCAUUUGCAGAGCAUGCAAGGCGAAGGAGGUAUCAAUUUUGUUGAUGCCGUGUAGGCAUCUCUGCUUAUGUAAAGACUGUGAUUUAUCAAUCAAUGUCUGUCCUGUAUGCCAGGUAAUUAAAACUGCUGGUGUCCAAGUGUACUUAUCCUGAAACUUUGAAGUGUGUGGCAGAAGUCUUUGAAAAAUAUACCCCUUCCAUUGUGUGUGGCGUCCAGCAAUUUGCUCCCUUCUUUUCUCCUAAAUUGAGACACUGUAUGAAAAAGUAGAACAUUUUCUUGAAAUGGAGUUUGCAAAAAAGUAUACUUUGUU